Moneuplotes crassus is the source of this 777-nucleotide messenger RNA. The record is from the annotation of a GenBank genome assembly. NCBI's taxonomy places the organism in Eukaryota, Ciliophora, Spirotrichea, Euplotida, Euplotidae.
GUAAAUAGUCCAGCUCAAUUUUUCCAUAGACUAGAAAAUCUCAGUGCAAGAAGAACAAUCAAUAACUCUCAGUGGAGUAAUAGAGCCAAACCAAAGGAUCUUAACCAAGACCUGAUGAACAUCUGUGAUUAUUCUACAACUCAAAAGGCAACUCGAAAAACUAAACAUAUAAUCCAGAAUAGCAAAAUGAUUAGCCAACGUAUUUUUCAUGCUCACCGAGGAUCCUUGGAAAGCAAGAUUAAAAAGCUCAAAAAGAUGCAGCUUAAGACUGGGUUCUACAUUCCUAACAAAUUUAAUCCGGGAAUUAAAUUGAAAGUGUUCAACCCUCUCAGGAUACACAAAUCUACAUCAGAACCUCGGAUCGAAGACGAAAGCCUCUCUCCUGCAAUGACUGUGAACAAGUCCAUCAAGAUAGCACUGAAGCAGAAGUACCUACUGUUCCAAGCCCCAGGGAGUAAAUAAGGCUAAAAUUACCUUUGAGUCUCCAUUUCCAAAAAGAAGUUACAACAUCAACCAGAAAGUCUUCUCAUCAACUCGGCGAAGAGGUUUUGAAGGUUUCAGUGCUGAACCCUGAAAUCGGAGUAAAAGAAUCAGGAUGUUCAAGAACAUCAACGCUAAAAGCACCUACAUUCAUCAGGAUAAAAGUGGCCAAAAGCCAAUCAAAAUGAAGAAGCAGGUGCUUGUCAAGAAUAAGAACUUUUUCACCAGACUGAGUAUGAGGAGGAAAUUAUCAACCUAAAUAUUCCUAUGUCCCUUUUACACAACAAAUUUUAGCUA